CUUCAAUGUUUGUCUACACGGUUGAUCGAGUCUUGAAUGUUAUUUAAAAUCAACUAAUCGAAUAUUUUCAUUUAAUUUAAGAAUUAUAAAAAAAACUGCUUAGAGAUUUAAUAAAAAUAAGCGAUAAUAAAUGAACAACUCAUGCUGUAUUAUUACGGAGUAUGAUAACGUUUUGACCUCAUUACUAUCGGUUUUAAAAGCUGAUGAAAACUUACAUAUUUUAGUUCUCACUUGUCGUUUAACCGUUGUAAGUUUAAUUGUUUAAAAUUAAACCGGUCUCAGGAAAAUAUGGAUAACUAUACAUCAGAUAGUAGUGAUAGUGAACAGGGUAUUAAAGUGAUCGAUUAUGCAUAUCUACUUUUGAAUGCCGAAGAAACAGAUAAAAAACUCCAAGAGUAUUUCGACGAAAAAAAAUCGUUUUUGCUAGUAGAAAAGCAAAUUUUGCACCACAAUCAACUACCGACUCUACCAGAAGCCAUAUUCAAGUUCUCAAACACCAGAAUUCUAGACAUCAGCAACACCGGCAUCACAACUUUGCCGGAUGUAUUCAAAUAUCUGCCGAACAUAACCAGUUUGAUAGCGAAAAAUAAUUUAAUAACUUCUAAAUCUUUGCCGAAAACUUUUUCAAAGACUACGACGUUAAAGGAAUUGAAUUUGAGUGGGAAUAUGCUUUGUCAUUUUCCGGAACAAAUUUUGGAGUUUGCGGCCUUGAGGUUUUUGUAUUUGGGUGGUAACGGUAUGUUGGAAAUAUCGAAGAAUAUUUGGAGAUUACAAAAUUUACAAAUGUUGUCUUUUGGCGGCAAUAAACUGACUGAAGUUCCAUCCGCAUUGGGAUGGUUGGAACACUUGCAAGCCCUAGUAUUAUGCGACAACGAAAUCGAAAGCCUGCCCGCCAAUAUAGCCAAUUUACGUAAAUUGAAAUCACUGUUUCUGCACAAAAACAAACUCAGGACGCUGCCGCCCGAAUUAGUGGCACUUAGAAAUUUAAACGAGUUAAGUUUACGUGAUAACCCUUUGGUCGUGAGGUUCGUUAGUGAAAUGAGUUAUAAUCCUGCUAGUUUAUUAGAAUUAUCUGCAAGAAGUGUUAAAUUAUAUAAUAUAUUUUAUGAGCCAGACGACAUUCCACAUACUUUACGUAAUUACAUCAAUACGGCCCAUCACUGCGUCAAUCCACAUUGUAAAGGUGUAUAUUUCGACAACAGAGUGGAGCAUAUUAAAUUCGUGGACUUUUGCGGAAAAUACAGAAUACCAUUAUUGCAAUAUUUGUGUUCAACGAAGUGCGCUAGUACUGCUAGUACGAGAGAUUGUAAAGAAGAUGUCAACGAAAGAUCGUCACAAUCAUAUAUGAUGAAAAAAGUUCUGUUGGGUUAGCCCAAUAAAAAAUGUAUAUAUUUGAAUAAAAUAUGUUUUUUUAUUUUAAGAUUAUUACUAAAUAACCUAAAAACCAUUUGUUGGUAUUAAAACAUGAUAAAAAAGAAAGGUGAAAAUACUGAAAAAUUAAAUUUAGAGAAAUAAUGUAUGUGACAAAAAUUAUAGAGAAUGGCAUAACAAACA
Molecule: messenger RNA, 1554 nt
Organism: Psylliodes chrysocephalus
Lineage: Eukaryota; Metazoa; Arthropoda; Insecta; Coleoptera; Chrysomelidae
Source: the annotation of a GenBank genome assembly